AUGAAGGGUACACAGCACUUCAGUGGAAGCUUGAGCAGCCGAUCCAACCAAUUCAACGGAGUCACCAUCAAUGGAACCGCUCACUUUGUGAGUGAGAAAUCAAAAGGACAGGGUAAAUCGAGAGCGUUGGCACGCUUGUUGAGGGAAGAGGGCGCAGGACCAAGCCACGUGGGAGAACAUGGUGUUAUCAGAUCUAGAAUGAUCGAGGACCUGGGUUUGGAGAGCUGCCUCGAGUCACUUGCAUUCGAAGGAUUUGGGUACAAAGAGUCUAUUUUGGAUACGCAGACACAGGGCACUUGCGAAUGGUUAUUUCAGACACCUGAGUACCUGCGUUGGGUCGAAAAACGUGGUCUUCUCCUCGUCAGGGGCAACCCCGGCUCCGGGAAGUCCACGCUAUUGAAAUUCGUUGCGGGGAAGGAGUUCGGAGAAAGGGUCACGCCACAACAUGUAGUACUCCGUUUUCUUUUCCAUGGAAGUGGUAUUGCUCUUCAAAAGAACAUGGAAGGCUUUUUGCGCUCCCUUCUUCUUCAGUUGAUAGAGCAGGAUUCGACCUCCAAGUUGUCUUUUCAUGACUUUUGUCGCAAACGCAUGAUUGGGGAGUCCGCUGAACGAAGAAAGAGUGGCAGUCUCAGGUGGCAUCAAAAUGAGUUACAAAGCAUAUUUGAGAUGCUUAUACUUGAUGGUUCCAUUGGGAGUAAAACCUCAAUUUUCGUUGACGCUGUUGAUGAGUGCCUGGACCAAGAGAGGAGUCGGCUUAUCAGCUUUCUCCACAGAAUCAGAGGGAAGAAUGUGGAAAGAUCAGAUCGUCCAAGGAUUUUCCUCACCUGCCGUCUCUAUCCUGAUGAGAGCUUCAUGGUAGACUUUUACAUCCGCAUCGAGGAGAAAAAUCAACAUGACAUUCAGAAAUAUGUGGAGCAGGAGUUGCGCAUUACGGGAGAGGAAGAGUCGGAUAUAAUUGAGUUCAAGAACUCUCUUUUCAGCCAAACAGGUGGCUUGUUCCUCUGGGUUAUUCUAGUUGUCAAUCGUGUUCGUGAAAUGAGUGGCCAAGGGUUUUCCCUGAGAUACAUUGGUUCACAGAUUUUCAGCUGCCCAAGAGAAUUGAACGGACUCUACAAAGCUUUGCUUGAAAAUCUCAAAGACGAGGAACUGCUAGAAGCGGGAAGGCUAUUCCAGUGGAUACGCUUCUCCUGUCGACCAUUAUUCUUGGAGGAGAUGAGGAUUGCAAUGUCAAUUGAUCUUGGUGACCUUGCCGAACCAACCAAGGAGUUUGGAGACCGAGAACACCUGGCGAUCACUAUUAGUGACCAACAGAUGAGGAAACGGAUCUUACAUCUGGGAAAAGGUUUGAUCGAAGUUGCAGAUGCAGAAACGCCCCAUGCCCGAGCUCUUGUCGCAUUUCAUCAUGAAACGGUGAAGGAUUUCAUGGAUAAGUGUGGUUUAGAGUAUCUUAACUCCAGACUGAACGUGAGAGAAGGCCUGGAAAAGACAGCUCAUUCCCUCCUUGCCAAUACAUGCAUCUGUUACUUGUCGCUAGAAGAGAUAAAGUCGGCAUCGAUUGGGAAAAGUAGUGAAUUGCCAUCGAAAUUCAUAUUUCUGAACUAUGCAGCAAGGCACUGGCUCGAUCACGCCACUCAAGCAGAAGUGAAAGGAUUUGGAUGUUUUGUCAAUUGGCCAUCCCUAAGAACGGUUGAAUCCUGGUUAAGAGUUGGCAAAAUCAUCGAGAAUGAGACCAAAGAAGGUCGGGAAGCAGGAACUACCUUAAUGCACUUGGCAGCAGAGCACGGGCUGUUGAGUAUGGCAGAGAGAAUUAUGGGCUUGCCGAUCAGGAUAGGCACACUUGAAAACCUGUUGGGAUUGCCUGUGACUAGAAGCGUGGCUCUAGGGCUUGAGCAUAUUUGUUCACUGAUGCUGGUUCUCAUCAUGGGUGCGUUAGGAAGUGCCGAGCUACCCACAGUCCAGCCAUCGGAAAUCCGAUCACCGAGGACAAGGUCAGGUCAAAUAAUUUCAGACCACUUGGGAAAGUGGCUACAAGGGAUAUUGAACUGGGAUCGCAGCGAACAUCAGGAAGCAGUGGUCAGGAAAGUGAAUGUGCGAGGCAAAUCAGCUAUGCAUCGAGCAGCUGCUCAUGGACAACUUGAGAUGGUGAAAUUUCUUUGGUGCCACAAAGCUGACUUGGGUGUUAUUGAUGGAGAUGGUGAAACACCAAUGUUUGCAGCAUCAGAAGGUGGCCAUCUGGAGGUAGUCAAAUUCCUAUACGCCCGCGGAGCUGACACCGAUAUCAAUAUCCCUGACAACAAUCACCGGACACCGAUAUACGUUGCGUCACGUCAUGGAUAUCUUGAAGUGGUCAAGUUUCUUUACGAUCAUGGAGCAGAUAAGGACAUUCAUACAAAGACGGUUAAUGGGUGGACCCCGUUGGCUGUAGCAUCUGAUUCGGGUCACCUCGAAGUAGUUAGGUUUCUAUACGACCAUGGUGCAGAUACGGAUAUUCAUACCUCUACCAACAAUCAAUGGACACCAAUCUAUGCUGCGUCAUCUAAUGGCCACCUCGAAAUGGUCAAGUUCCUCUACGCCCACGGAGCGAAUGUUGACAUUCACACGCCUAACAAAGAUCAAAUGACACCAAUCUAUGCUGCGUCACUUAAUGGUCACCUGGAGGUAGUCAAGUUUCUCUAUGAGCAUGGAGCAGAUGCCGACAUUCAUACGCCUGAUACUGAUCAAUGGACACCAAUCUAUGCUGCGUCGUCUGGUGGACACCUCGAGGUGGUCAAGUUUCUCUUCGAGCAUGGAGCAGAUGUUGACAUUCACACGCCUAAUAAUGAUCAAUGGACACCGAUCAAUACUGCGUCACUCAAUGGCCACAUUGAGGUGGUCAAGUUUCUCUACGCUCAGGGAGCUGAUUUUGACAUUCAUACGCCUAACAAACAUCAAAUGACACCGAUCUAUUCUGCGUCACGUAAUGGCCACCUUGAGGUGGUCAGGUUUCUCCAUGAUCAUGGAGCAGAUACGGAUAUUCAUACGUCUAACAAAUAUCAAAUGACACCGAUCUAUGCUGCGUCAUUUAAUGGCUACCAUGAGGUGGUCAAGUUUCUCUUUGAGCAUGGAGCGGAUGUUGACAUUCAUACGUCUGAUACUGAUCAAUGGACAUCAAUCUAUGCUGCGUCAUCUAAUGGCCACCUCGAGGUCGUCAAGUUUCUCUUCGAGCAUGGAGCGGAUGUUGACAUUCAUACGCCUGAUACUGAUCAAUGGACACCAAUCUAUGCUGCGUCAUCUAAUGGCCACCUCGAGGUCGUCAAGUUUCUCUUCGAGCAUGGAGCGGAUGUUGACAUUCAUACGCCUGAUACUGAUCAAUGGACACCAAUCUAUGCUGCGUCAUCUAAUGGCCACCUCGAGGUCGUCAAGUUUCUCUUCGAGCAUGGAGCGGAUCUUGACAUUCAUACGUCUGAUAAUAAUCAAUGGACACCGAUCAAUGCUGCGUCACUUAAUGGCCACCUCGAGGUCGUCAAGUUUCUCUUCGAGCAUGGAGCGGAUGUUGACAUUCAUACGUCUGAUAAUAAUCAAUGGACACCGAUCAAUGCUGCGUCACUUAAUGGCCACCUCGAGGUGGUCAAGUUUCUCUUUGAGCAUGGAGCAGAUGCCGAAAUUCAUACGCCUGAUACUGAUCAAUGGACACCGAUCAAUGCUGCGUCAUCUAAUGGCCACCUCGAGGUGGUCGAGUUUCUCUUCGCCCACGGAGCGGAUGUUGAUAUUCACACGCCUAACAAAGAUCAAAUGACACCAAUCUACGCUGCGUCACUCAAUGGCCACAUUGAGGUGGUCAAGUUUCUCCAUGAUCAUGGAGCAGAUACGGAUAUUCAUACGUCUAACAAAUAUCAAUGGACACCGAUCAAUGCUGCGUCACUUAAUGGCCACCUCGAGGUGGUCAAGUUUCUCUUCGAGCAUGGAGCCGAUCUUGACAUUCAUGCGCCUGAUAAUAAUCAAUGGACACCGAUCAAUGCUGCGUCAUCUAAUGGCCACCUCGAGGUGGUCGAGUUUCUCUUCGAGCAUGGAGCGGAUCUUGACAUUCACACGCCUAACAAAGAUCAAAUGACACCAAUCUAUGCUGCGUCACUUAAUGGUCACCUCAAGGUGGUCAAGUUUCUCUUUGAGCAUGGAGCGGAUGUUGACAUUCACACGCCUAAUACUGAUCAAUGGACACCGAUCAAUGCUGCGUCACUUAAUGGUCACCUCAAGGUGGUCAAGUUUCUCUUCGAUCAUGGAGCGGAUGUUGACAUUCACACGCCUAAUAAACACAAAAUCACACCGAUCUAUGCUGCGUCACUCAAUGGCCACCUCGAAGUCGUCAAGUUUCUCUUCGAGCAUGGAGCGGAUCCUGACAUUCAUGCGCCUGAUAAUAAUGGAUUGGCACCGAUCAAUGCUGCGUCAUCUAAUGGCCACCUCGAGGUGGUCAAGUUUCUCUUUGAGCAUGGAGCGGAUGUUGACAUUCAUGCGCCUGAUAAUAAUCAAUGGACACCGAUCAAUGCUGCGUCACUUAAUGGCCACCUCGAGGUGGUCAAGUUUCUCUUCGAGCAUGGAGCGGAUCUUGACAUUCACACGCCUAAUAAUGAUCAAUGGACACCGAUCAAUACUGCGUCACUCAAUGGCCACAUUGAGGUGGUCAAGUUUCUCCAUGAUCAUGGAGCAGAUACGGAUAUUCAUACGUCUAACAAAUAUCAAUGGACACCGAUCUAUGCUGCGUCACUCAAUGGCCACCUCGAAGUCGUCAAGUUUCUCUUCGAGCAUGGAGCGGAUCCUGACAUUCAUGCGCCUGAUAAUAAUGGAUUGACACCGAUCAAUGCUGCGUCAUCUAAUGGCCACCUCGAGGUGGUCAAGUUUCUCUUUGAGCAUGGAGCGGAUGUUGACAUUCACACGCCUAAUAAACACAAAAUCACACCGAUCUAUGCUGCGUCACUUAAUGGCCACCUCGAGGUGGUCAAGUUUCUCUUCGAGCAUGGAGCGGAUCUUGACAUUCAUGCGCCUGAUAAUAAUGGAUUGACACCGAUCAAUGCUGCGUUAUCUAAUGGCCACCUCGAGGUGGUCGAGUUUCUCUUCGAUCAUGGAGCGGAUGUUGAUAUUCACACGCCUAACAAAGAUCAAAUGACACCAAUCUACGCUGCGUCACUCAAUGGCCACAUUGAGGUGGUCAAGUUUCUCUUCGAGCAUGGAGCGGAUGUUGACAUUCACACGCCUAAUACUGAUCAAUGGACACCGAUCAAUGCUGCGUCACUUAAUGGUCACCUCAAGGUGGUCAAGUUUCUCUUCGAUCAUGGAGCGAAUCUUGACAUUCAUGCGCCUGAUAAUAAUCAAUGGACACCGAUCAAUGCUGCGUCACUUAAUGGCCACCUCGAGGUGGUCAAGUUUCUCUUCGAGCAUGGAGCGGAUCUUGACAUUCACACGCCUAAUAAUGAUCAAUGGACACCGAUCAAUACUGCGUCACUCAAUGGCCACAUUGAGGUGGUCAAGUUUCUCUUCGAGCAUGGAGCGGAUGUUAACAUUCAUACGCCUAAUAAUAAUCAAUGGACACCGAUCAAUGCUGCGUCACUUAAUGGCCACCUCGAGGUGGUCAAGUUUCUCUUCGAGCAUGGAGCGGAUCUUGACAUUCAUGCGCCUGAUAAUAAUGGAUUGACACCGACCAAUGCUGCGUCAUCUAAUGGCCACCUCGAGGUGGUCAAGUUUCUCUAUGAGCAUGGAGCAGAUGCCGACAUUCAUACGCCUGAUACUGCUCAAUGGACACCGAUCAAUGCUGCGUCAUCUAAUGGCCACCUCGAGGUGGUCGAGUUUCUCUUCGCCCACGGAGCGGAUGUUGAUAUUCACACGCCUAACAAAGAUCAAAUGACACCAAUCAAUGCUGCGUCAUCUAAUGGCCACCUCGAGGUGGUCAAGUUUCUCUUUGAGCAUGGAGCGGAUGUUGACAUUCACACGCCUAAUAAACACAAAAUCACACCGAUCUAUGCUGCGUCACUCAAUGGCCACCUCGAAGUCGUCAAGUUUCUCUUCGAGCAUGGAGCGGAUGUUGACAUUCACACGCCUAAUAAACACAAAAUCACACCGAUCUAUGCUGCGUCACUCAAUGGCCACCUCGAAGUCGUCAAGUUUCUCUUCGAGCAUGGAGCGGAUCCUGACAUUCAUGCGCCUGAUAAUAAUGGAUUGACACCGAUCAAUGCUGCGUCACUUAAUGGCCACCUCGAGGUGGUCAAGUUUCUCUUCGAGCAUGGAGCAGAUGUUGACAUUCAUACGCCUAACAAAGAUCAAAUGACACCAAUCUACGCUGCGUCACUCAAUGGCCACCUCGAGGUAGUCAAGUUUCUCUAUGAGCAUGGAGCAGAUGCCGACAUUCAUACGCCUGAUACUGAUCAAUGGACACCGAUCAAUGCUGCGUCACUUAAUGGCCACCUCGAGGUGGUCAAGUUUCUCUUCGAGCAUGGAGCGGAUGUUAACAUUCAUACGCCUAAUAAUAAUCAAUGGACACCGAUCAAUGCUGCGUCAUCUAAUGGCCACCUCGAGGUGGUCGAGUUUCUCUUCGAGCAUGGAGCGGAUCUUGACAUUCACACGCCUAACAAAGAUCAAAUGACACCAAUCUAUGCUGCGUCACUCAAUGGCCACAUUGAGGUGGUCAAGUUUCUCUUCGAGCAUGGAGCGGAUGUUGACAUUCACACGCCUAACAAAGAUCAAUGGACACCGAUCAAUGCUGCGUCACUUAAUGGCCACCUCGAGGUGGUCAAGUUUCUCUUCGAGCAUGGAGCAGAUGUUGACAUUCAUACGCCUAACAAAGACCAAAUAACACCAAUCUAUGCUGCGUCAUCUUAUGGCCACCUCGAGGUGGUCGAGUUUCUCUACACCCACAGAGCGGAUGUCGACAUUCAUACAAAGAUGGUCAAUGGCUGGACCCCGUUGGCUGUAGCAUCGGAUUCAGCACAUCUCGAUGUCGUCACAUUUCUAUGCGACCAUGGAGCUAGCGUCGAAGCUGCGGACGCCUGUGGAAGAACGCCGCUUUCCCUCGCAUCUGCGAGAGGCCACGUGCAAAUCCUGCAUGAGCUUUAUUCUCGCGGCGCUGUGGUCGAUACGGAAGACCGGUAUGGGUCAACACCACUCUUUUUAGCUGUAAGAAACGGGCAUGAGAUGGCUGUUGAUUGGUUCCUUAACAUUCAGAGUAUCUCCCUCCAGUCGAAGGACGCUUUUGGUCACACUUUGCUCUGGUGGGCCAUGAGAUGUGGCAAACCCAAAGUUGUUGAUGCCCUCAUUCAAUUUGCUCAACUAAAAGGCAUCGAGCUUUACGAGGGCUAUACUGCUGUGGAACCUAGCUCGAUGUUGAUAGCGCCUCUCAUCAUUGUCUUAUUUGUCACUGUGACAACUUCGAUAUCUGCCUGGAGUGCUUUGAGAUGGGCGCACGUUGUCUGGAUGAUUCUCAUGAGUUAG
Messenger RNA from Penicillium manginii, 7455 nucleotides. Its product is annotated as ankyrin repeat domain-containing protein. The coding region runs from base 1 to 7455 and encodes 2484 amino acids. The transcript is spliced from 3 exons. The record is from RefSeq and is a predicted model, not a curated record. Gene Ontology annotation, molecular function: protein binding. NCBI's taxonomy places the organism in Eukaryota, Fungi, Ascomycota, Eurotiomycetes, Eurotiales, Aspergillaceae.